AUGGACAUCUCCACGUUUCUUUUGCUAAUGUCUCUCAUAUCUCUUCACACUUUUCAUGUGAACGGGGAAGGUUUUCUGCUGAUGCCUGUUGAACUUUCUCCAAUUCCAUGUACAGACAAAGCUGUGGAAAAGCUGUCUCGCCUAGCAGUUACUUACAUCAACGAGGAUCGCAACGAGGGCUACAAGUUUGCCCUCAACCGGAUCACCAAUGUCUACUUGCAUGCACAGGGACCGGCAGGAAGUGUGUACUAUCUGGACCUGGAUGUCCUGGAGACCAAAUGUCACAUAGGCAGCCCGAAGCCGUGGAAGCGUUGUGAAGUCCGACCCUUCAUGGAAACACAAGUCUCAGGUAGCUGCAACACCACCAUCCUGCAGACACCGGAGGGCUUCACUUAUCUCUACAGCUAUGAGUGCGCUCUCAUGCCAGAUCCACCAGAGAAGCUACAGCAGACGUGUCCAACCUGCCCCGUCCUGCUCUCUGUAGACAGCCCAGACGCCAUGAAUGCUGCUGGGAUCACUCUGGAGGCCUAUAGGAGGCAAUCCACCCUGGGUGUCGGGCUCGGAGUGAAAAAGGUCACACGAGCUGCAGUUCAGAAUGUGCCAACAAAAGCCAUCUUUGUGGAGUACACAGUCCAGGAGUGUACAGAGGGAUUUACAGAGAGAGGGACCUGCCAGCGACUGACUCUCAAAUCAGACACACAGACUGCAGGGUUCUGUACAGGAUCUGUAUAUGGAGAUUUGAACAACUACCCUGAUGUCAAGGUGUCCUGUGAAAUGUUUAAAAUACAGAAUGUUGACAUGGUCCAACCAGUGAAACCGCAGGUUCUUGACCUCCCUACAGACCCUGUGAUCCCAACCUUUCCACCUCUGCCUGAUGACCCAGUAAAUGACCUGCAGCCCAUUCCCUCUCACCCUUCGACUUCCUCCGCUACUCAGCAAGCUCCAUUUGACCCUACAGCUAUACCCUCCCUCCCUUCAGAGGCCCCAAUUCUGGUUAACCCCUCUGCCCCUGUCCUCUCUUCUUCCAGUGAGUCUGAAGAGAGCAUAGUAAACCGACAACAGCACACUGCAGGAACUCUGGAUUCGUCCUCUGAGGAAAGUGGAGCCUUACUGGCCCGGCGUCCACCAUUCAAUUUCCGCUACCAGAGACGUAACCGUAGGAAGCGGCAGAGCUUGACAGAGACCACUCCCUCACACAACCCUGUAUUCCUGUCUGAUUUCCCCAGUGGACCAUCUCCUUUUCGAUCCUGUCCUGGUCCCGCUCGCUAUGCCACAGUGUAACCAUUCUUUCCCUGCUCAGAAAUCCAUUUGCUCAUGUAUGAUUUACCCACUGAGAGCUUGAAACGA
Molecule: messenger RNA, 1347 nt
Organism: Cyprinodon variegatus (sheepshead minnow)
Lineage: Eukaryota; Metazoa; Chordata; Actinopteri; Cyprinodontiformes; Cyprinodontidae
Product: fetuin-B-like
Exons: 7
Coding region: 1-1281 (426 amino acids)
Biological process (GO): negative regulation of endopeptidase activity
Cellular component (GO): extracellular region
Molecular function (GO): cysteine-type endopeptidase inhibitor activity
Source: RefSeq, a predicted model, not a curated record